Molecule: messenger RNA, 1239 nt
Organism: Dentiscutata heterogama
Lineage: Eukaryota; Fungi; Glomeromycota; Glomeromycetes; Diversisporales; Gigasporaceae
Source: the annotation of a GenBank genome assembly
AUGUCCCAAGCCUCAUUGUCACCUGAAUAUUAUGCGGCACUAGAACAACUUCAACAAGGUUUUGAUUACUAUAAAGAUAAAUCCAUUGAAGAACAAAAACAUGCCUUAGAUGCCCUGCCCACAACGAUUCCGGAUACACAUACCGUGAAUGAGGUUAAAUUAGAUGAUAAAUUCGUGAUUAAAAGUAAAGAAUAUAUAGAGAAUGGAUUAAAAAAGUAUGAAGACGUUUUGGAUGAAAAUUGGAAAUGUUUAGAUAAUGGAUUAACUGGAGAAUGGAUUAGACUUAAGAGUUGUAAAGAUUCAGAAAGUGUCAUACUUUACUUUUUCGGUGGCGCUUUUUAUAUGGGUUGUGCUAAACAAGCUCGUUCCAUGACUUGUGAAAUUGCCGAAAAGACUGAACUCCCUGUUUUUACAUUUGACUAUCGCCUUAAUCCACAAUAUGAAUUUCCUUCUCAAAUUUGCGAUGCCGUAGCCGCAUAUUUAUAUCUUAUUAACCCUGGACCUGAUUCUGAAUUUAAACCAAUUGAUCCUAAAAAAAUUAUAUUUGCUGGAUCCAGUGCUGGUGGUGGAUUAGCUAUGGGUACCGCAUUAUUUAUUCGUGAUGUUGGUUUACCAUUGCCGGCUGGAAUUGUUUCUCCUUGGGUUGAUUUAACAGCUAGCAUGCCAUCAUACUGGGAACCUGAAAUGGAUAAAACCGACCACAUUCCUAAGUUGCUAGUCUGUCCUGAUCUUGGACCACCAUGUCCAAUGUCAAUUGAAUAUCUUGAACGUGCUAAGAUUGUCUCUGAAAGGAUUAAACAAAAAAAGCCAAACGUUGUCGGUCACCCUUCUUUUACUAAAUUUCCAAGACUUAGGUUAUAUUGUGCAAAUGAAGCUUUGGCUAUUCCUUAUGUUAGUCCAAUGUUGGCUGAAAGUUUGGGAAAUUUGCCACCUAUUUUAGUUCAAGUCGGUGGUGGAGAUAGAUUACGGGAUUCUGUAGUUUUGCUUAGCAUUAGAGCUUCUGAUCCGACUAAAUAUCAAAUACCUAAAUACGCUACUACAAAUUUUGAAAAUUCGCCAUUUAAGAAGCCCACAGAAGUUACACUUGAACUUUAUGAUGAUGCAUGUCAUUGUUUUCAGAAAACUCUUAAUGCCAUGGCAAUUAAUCCUAAUUGCGAAAUUAGAGAAUUUGAUGAGAAAUUUAUGGAAUGUUUAAAAUGGGAAAACAUUGGAGUUAUACCAGAUGUUAAAGAUGCCUAA